AUGGGGCUUUCAGGCUUGCAGGGUCAGGAUCUGGCCACCAGGGGGCAGCAGGGCAUCAGCUGUGAGUAUCCCAGACUGACCCCUGUGCCCCUGGCCCCCUAUGCUUCUUGGGAUCAUAGCUCUGUCUUCGGCAGCCUCAACCCUCCUACCUGGCACCACACCCCUAACUCCUCAUGCGGUGUCAUUGUCUCUUCCCUGACAGGAGCUGCGGGGACCCCCCAGGAGAAGCCACAGGUGACCCAGGACUCAGGGCCCCGCAGCAUGGGGCUUAUGGGACGACACACAGCUGGCCAGCCACGAGUGACCCUGCUGCCCACACCCAAUGGCAGUGGGCUGAGCCAGGAGUUUGAAAGCCACUGGCCAGAGAUCCCAGAGAGGUCCCCAUGUGUGGCUGGCGUCAUCCCCGUCAUCUACUACAGUGUCCUGCUGGGGCUAGGGCUGCCUGUCAGCCUGCUGACCGCGGUGGCCCUGGCCCGCCUUGCCACCAGGACCAGGAAGCCCUCCUACUACUACCUUCUGGCACUCACGGCCUCAGAUAUCAUCACCCAGGUGGUCAUCGUGUUCGCAGGCUUUCUCCUGCAGGGAGCCGUGCUGGCCCGCCAGGUGCCCCAGGCUGUGGUGCGCACAGCCAACAUCCUGGAGUUUGCUGCCAACCACGCCUCGGUCUGGAUUGCCAUCCUGCUCACGGUUGACCGCUACAGCGCCUUGUGCCACCCCUUGCACCACCGGGCAUCCUCGUCCCCAGGCCGUACCCGCCGGGCCAUUGCUGCUGUCCUCAGUGCUGCCCUGUUGACAGGCAUCCCCUUCUACUGGUGGCUGGAUGUGUGGAGAGAUGCCGACCCACCCAGCACGAUGGAUGAGGUCCUCAAGUGGGCUCACUGCCUCACUGUCUAUUUCAUCCCCUGUGGCGUGUUCCUGGUCACCAACUCAGCCAUCAUCCACCGGCUACGGAGGACGAGCCAACCGCGGGUAGGCAAGAGCACGGCCAUCCUCCUGGGCGUCACCACGCUAUUCACCCUCCUGUGGGCACCCCGGGUCUCCGUCAUGCUCUACCACAUGUAUGUGGCCCCUGUCCACCGGGACUGGAGGGUCCACCUGGCCUUGGACGUGGCCAACAUGGUGGCCAUGCUCAACACAGCGGUCAACUUUGGCCUCUACUGCUUUGUCAGCAAGACUUUCCGGGCCACUGUCCGACAGGUCAUCCACGAUGCCUACCUGCCAUGCACUUUGGCGUCACAACCCAAGGGCAUGGCAGUGAAGCUUGUGAUGGAGCCUUCAGGGCUCCCCAAAGGGGCAGAAGUAUAGAGGAGGGGUCCCAGCUGGGGAGCUCAAGGUGGUUCAUAGCCACAAGUACUGGGGCCUUCGAAGUUGUGCCCCAAAAAUAUUUAUCAACACACUGCUUUCCUUGGGUGGGGGUGGAGGCCCCUCCUUUGGGUGUGGCUCCCAGGUAGAGAGGAGGACAACUCAGCCAACUCUUACAUUUGCUUCACCAGUGAUCCCUAUUUCCUGGGAAGACAAAAGGGCUCUGCCAGGCAUAGGCUAAUAGCAUCAGCGCUGUGGGCAUUCCUUUGCAAGGGGCAUUUUGCCUGGCUCAUCAUGAAUGAUAGAUUAAUGUUGGUUGAAUGGAUGGAGAAAUGGAUAGAUGGAUGGAUG
This is a messenger RNA of Sapajus apella (tufted capuchin), 1653 nucleotides long. It is a transcript of the gene GPR142, whose product is annotated as G protein-coupled receptor 142. Gene Ontology annotation, molecular function: G protein-coupled receptor activity. The record is from RefSeq and is a predicted model, not a curated record. Bases 1 to 1305 code for a protein of 434 amino acids. The transcript is spliced from 5 exons. NCBI's taxonomy places the organism in Eukaryota, Metazoa, Chordata, Mammalia, Primates, Cebidae. Gene Ontology annotation, biological process: G protein-coupled receptor signaling pathway. Gene Ontology annotation, cellular component: membrane.